Messenger RNA from Macadamia integrifolia, 839 nucleotides. RefSeq lists its product as uncharacterized. The record is from RefSeq and is a predicted model, not a curated record. The transcript is spliced from 2 exons. Gene Ontology annotation, molecular function: zinc ion binding. Bases 13 to 390 code for a protein of 125 amino acids. Lineage: Eukaryota; Viridiplantae; Streptophyta; Magnoliopsida; Proteales; Proteaceae.
UUUAAAUGUUCAAUGAAUUGCCACUUCUUCAUGUGGGUUGACCAUCUUAAGAUGUGUGACUGUGGGAACGGUCAGUGUAAGGUCAGAACUGCGAAAACAAGUGCAAAUUAUGGUCGAUAUUUUUGGUGCUGUCCACAAUCAACUGGGGUUGAAAACAAAGGUUGUGGAAUGUUUGAAUGGAUAUCAAGUUCAAGCCCAAGUUGUGAUACUUACCAGACUCCACCUAGGUCCCUAUGCUCAGAAACAUCAACUUCAUCAUCUCCUUCCCCUUCAUCAGACUAUAUCAAAGGAUACUUGAACGGUGCAAUAAAAGAAUCUGAGGGUCAUAUGAGGAUGCUGAGAGAUGUUCUUGACGUAGUCAAGAAGCUUGAUUUAAACAAAAAUGUAUGAUGAACUUUUUUGGAACUUUUUAGAAAGAAAAGUCUGAAGCCAUUGUAAUGAUAUUGAGUUCAUUAUCUAUUUUUUUUUUUUCAUAGAAAGACUUAAUUAGCAUUUACUAGUACCUGGAUGGACUCAGUACUAUAUUCGAGUAUUUACGUGCUUCUUCUCUCAUUUGGUCCUAAGGACCUAUAUUACUGGCUUCUUGCUUGGAGACUGUUGUUUAUAAACACUUUGAAGCAUAUCUAUCUCCAUAAACCAAAUCAUCCGCUGGUUUGGGCAAUUUUCAGAUCUGAAUUAUAUGGUACACGAUACCUAUUUCGAUUACAUGAACUACAAUACAAUCAUGUCUUGUAAUGUUCUUCUUUUUGGCCUCUUCAAUUUACAAAAAAAAAUACAAAUAAAAAUAAAAAAAUAAAAAAAAUAAAUUACUGCACUACAGUAUUAGACUUAAAGGUUUA